UUCAUGGCUGUCAGCACUUUCAACAUGGCACCUUACUUCGCUGGAUAUCCGUUCCAAGGUCAAGGAAGGGUGAAUCAGCUGGGUGGAGUUUUCAUAAAUGGCCGACCUCUGCCCAAUCACGUGCGAUCGGAAAUUGUGCGGUUGGCAUCAGCCGGAGUUCGUCCCUGUAUGAUCUCAAGACAAUUGAAGGUCUCUCACGGUUGUGUCUCCAAAAUUUUGAACAGAUUCCACGAGACUGGAUCGAUCAGGCCGGGAGUCAUUGGGGGGAGUAAACCCAGGGUCGCCACACCGGAAGUCGAGGCGAGAAUCGAGAAGUUGAAGAGGGAGAAUCCGAGUCUCGUGGAUUGGGAGAUACGAACGCAGUUGAUAAAGCAGGAGGGCCUCUGUGACAAAACGACAGUCCCCUCAGCCUCCAGUAUCAACAGACUCCUCAGAGGGCCCGGAAAUUCCUCAAGACCUGGAGACGACGUACGAGCCAACCACUCCAUCAACGGAAUUCUAGGUGGAAGUAGUGGAGAUGAUACAGACACUGAGAGCGAGCCUGGUUACGUACUCAAACGAAAACAAAGAAGGAGUAGAACAACGUUUACUGGUGAGCAACUGGAACAGCUGGAGGCUGCUUUCCAUAGGACGCAGUAUCCUGAUGUUUACACCAGAGAGGAACUUGCGCAAAAGACUAAAUUGACUGAGAAUCGAGUGCAGGUGUGGUUUAGUAACAGACGAGCCCGCCUGCGCAAGCAAUUGAACAGCCAACACAAUACCUUCAAUACAAUGAGUUUACAGUCAUUUCCAACUCAACACUAUCCAGCAGCGACUGAAGGUUAUCAGGGAUAUGGGCAGGCGACGGUAGCAGCAACCACUGCGGGAUACACUCAGCAUUAUAAUUAUGGGGAUAACUACUACAGUGCGCAGCAACAGUGGCCUCGAGCUACGCCUGAAAACUACGGAUUAUUCAAUAGUGCCCACUACGGAACCACAAAUCUCUCCCCCUCGAACUUAAACUUGGGUUUGAGUGGAAGUGUCUCACCGACAAGCUCCACAAACAUGAGUGCCUGUAUGGUCCAGGGAGCAACAGGAAUGGGCCAUCACGUGACACCUCACAGUCCCACCGAGGCGAAGAGUGGCUAUCCAUACCUGGGUGCGCUCGACUCGCAAGUCUGCGGUAGAGUCCAUUGA
This is a messenger RNA of Diachasma alloeum, 1176 nucleotides long. Its product is annotated as protein gooseberry. The transcript is spliced from 6 exons. Bases 4 to 1176 code for a protein of 390 amino acids. Gene Ontology annotation, biological process: regulation of transcription by RNA polymerase II; anatomical structure development. The record is from RefSeq and is a predicted model, not a curated record. Gene Ontology annotation, molecular function: DNA-binding transcription factor activity, RNA polymerase II-specific; RNA polymerase II cis-regulatory region sequence-specific DNA binding. NCBI's taxonomy places the organism in Eukaryota, Metazoa, Arthropoda, Insecta, Hymenoptera, Braconidae.